This is a messenger RNA of Adineta steineri, 918 nucleotides long. The record is from the annotation of a GenBank genome assembly. NCBI's taxonomy places the organism in Eukaryota, Metazoa, Rotifera, Eurotatoria, Adinetida, Adinetidae.
AUGGAUAUCAUUGGUAUAGUUACACGUUUACCAUCACUUGUUUUUGGCGCAUCACGUUGUGAUGAUAGUUUUGCAGAUCGUCUUUCCUAUAAAUAUACCGUUUUAAUGCUUGUUCUUUUUGCUAUUAUUGUAACGAAUAAACAAUUCGGUACGAAACAUAUACAAUGUUGGGUACCGGCUCAAUUUACGAAAAAUUAUGAGGAAUAUGUUAAUGAUAUAUGUUGGGUAUCGAAUACAUAUUAUAUUCCUCUUAACGAAAAAGUUCCAAAAAUUGAACGAGAAAGACGUCAAAAUGAACUACGGUAUUAUCAAUGGAUACCAUUUAUAUUACUUCUUCAAGCAUUUUGUUUUUAUUUUCCACAUAUUGUUUGGCGUUCAUUAUCACGUCGUAGUGGUAUUGAUGUACGCGAUAUUGUUGAUGCUGCUAUUAAUUAUAAAUCAGUUGAUACCGCAACAAAAGAUGAUAAACAUAAAAAUGAAUUAAUGGAUUAUAUUGUUGAAGCUAUUGAUAAAUAUGUUGAUGAUCCAAGACGACAACCUGAUGAACGUGGAAAACGUAUUAGUUUAAAACGUAUAUUUCUAACAAUAUGCAUAUUUAUGGGCAAAUAUUUGGGUAAUUAUUUAAUUAUUGUUUAUUUUACAACGAAAGCACUUUUUAUUACAAAUGCUGUUUGUCAAAUAUUUUUAUUAAAUUUAUUUUUGGGACAAAAAUUUCAUUUAUUUGGUAUACAAGUACUUAAUAGAAUUCUUGAAGGACGAGGUUGGGAUACACAAUCACCAUAUUUUCCGAAAGUAACAUUAUGCGAUUUUCAAAUUCGAGAAGCACUUCAUCCACGAGAUUCACAUCGUUAUACAGUACAAUGCGUUCUUCCUCUCAAUUUAUUUUCUCAACAAAUAAAAGCACUUCAAAUAGUAUGA